AUGACCGUCUCGGACACGCGCAAGGAAGACCAGGACCGCUCCGGGCAAGCCCUCAAGGACCGGAUCGAGGCCGCCGGGCACACGGUUGCCGGCUACGCGAUCGUGCCGGACGAGAUGGCGCGGAUAUCGGCGCAGGUGCGCGACUGGGCGGACGAUGAGGGCAUCGACAUCGUCAUCACCACCGGCGGCACGGGCUUUACCGGACGCGAUGUGACGCCCGAUGCGCUCGAGCCGAUGUUCGACAAGCACAUGGACGGUUUUUCCCAUGUCUUCCACCGCAUCUCGUUCGACAAGAUCGGAACGUCGACCGUCCAGUCCCGCGCGACGGCCGGGCUGAUCGGCACGACAUUCGUCUUCGUUCUUCCCGGCUCGCCGGGCGCCUGCAAGGACGCCUGGGACGGCAUCCUGAAAUGGCAGCUCGACUACCGCCACAUGCCCUGCAAUUUCGUGGAGAUCAUGCCGCGUCUGGACGAGCAUCUCAAACGCGGCGGCGGCAAGUCAGCGUGA
This is a messenger RNA of Effrenium voratum, 507 nucleotides long. The record is from the annotation of a GenBank genome assembly. Lineage: Eukaryota; Dinophyceae; Suessiales; Symbiodiniaceae.